CUAGCCAUGCGUAGUGCAAACUUACCUCCAUGAUGCUUUCGAAAUUUUACUUAAAACGCCUUAUGUUUAGAAGAUUGAUGCCACCUCAAUGUUUGCGGAGUCACUUGUGUCAACAAACUUCCCAUUUCCUGUGAUAAAUCUGCACACCACUUUUACCCAAAGAUGCUGGGACACUUUCUUCACAACAAUCUUAAAUGACGAGGUGUAUCGGCCUCCAGGCGGCUAAACAUAUUAGUGAUUGUAAGUAAGACUAGCUGAGUAGACUACAUCCCGAUAGCAUGCGGUUCAGUAGUAGGCUAUCCCCCGUGAUCGGACUAAUUCUUAAAUAAACGUCAAUAAUAAAUGCAUCUUAAAGUACGAAUAAUUAUAGUACUGCUAAAUGAUGAAAUCGAAUCCAAUUAGUAUGGGAGACCAAUUGGUACACGAUAUUAGCGUAGCAUCACGAGGGUGGCGAGCCAUGAAAUGGCAGCGUGGGAACGGCAACGCUCGGGCUGCAGCUCCCGCAUAUAACCUAAUAUAAAUUGUCUUAUCAUCCCAAACGCCAUCUCAAAAUGAUCUCAAACAUUAAUUGCAGUACUUAACUUGGAUGCAGCAAGAGUUUGACGUUCCAUGAUGAAUUGUCAAAGAAUUCCAGACGGAAAAACACAGCACAAAGAAAGAACGUGGGCAGCGUAAACAGUGCUAUCGAAAGGAAUGAAAACAAAGGCGCUAGCUGUAGUAGUAGCGGGUAGCGGGGGCUUAGAUCAGCUCCUCUGUAGACGAGGGAUAUUGAGGAAGGAAGAGACUAAAUGGCAAGGGACCUCUGGUAGUGGUGUCACUCGCCCCAGAUACCAUACUGACACCUUGAAUAAAGGUGAGCGAGCCAGAAUACUCUGGCACUACCAUGUAGCUUUUUCUCUGGUAUUUGUAGCAAUACUUAUACCUUAGAAAUGAGUGCUAAAGGAACCAUUUCACAGAGUGACACAGGCUGAGCCCAGAAAUUAAUAUUUGAAGGUUUUUUGAUGAAAAAUGCAAUAAGACUGCCAUUUAUAUAGUUUUUAAUGCACCCAAAGCAUUAAAAGUAAGGUUUUCUUAUGAUUUUUGACAAUGUUCUGGCGUUCAACAAUUUUUGGCUCACAACGCAUCUCAAGAACGGAACCCCCGUUGUAACCCGAGGACUGCCUGUACUUGACUGCAUAGAGUGCUUUGGUGCUAAUCAAAAUGGAAAGUGCAAGGAAAAAGCUGAAAAUUAGUGACGGUAAUGAGGACCAAAGUAUUAAUGCCUUACAAGACAAUUCAGGAUCAUCUGAUUUGGAUGCACUUGCAAAAUCAUUUUUGGAAAUUGAAGAUAAACAGUGUGAUGCUCUCCUUCAGCUAGAUUAUGGCCAAAAUAUUUGUUAUAUUUACAACCCAUUGGAAUAUGCUCGUGAAAUUCACAAGGACUUCCUUGCAAAAUUUUGUAAAGGACCAAAGAAGGUGUUACUGUUGGGUAUGAACCCAGGCCCCUGGGGUAUGGGACAGACUGGGGUACCAUUUGGACAUGUUCAGUAUACCAAAGAGUGGUUAUGUUUAAAAGGAAAUGUUACCAAGCCUAAAAAGGAACAUCCUAAGCGACUGAUUACAGGUCUUGAAUGCACACGAAGUGAAGUGAGUGGUGAUCGCCUUUGGUCAUUGUUGAAAGAAUUAAGUGGGAAACCUGAGACACUGUUUACCAACGUUUUUCUUCACAAUUAUUGCCCUCUUUUCUUUUUGAAAGAUUCAGCAAAGAAUGUUACUCCUCCAGAAUUGAAGGUGAAAGAGCGUUCAGGUCUAGAAAAAAUCUGUGAUGUAGCACUUGUUGACACUGUAAAGCUUCUUGAAGUUGAACGCCUUGUUUGUGUUGGAAACUAUGUAGCAGAGAAGUCCAAAUUGGCCCUUGGAAGGGCUGGCUUGGAAAAUAUAAAGAUCAGUACUUUAAUGCAUCCAAGUCCUGUCAACCCUGCUGCAAAUAAAGGUUGGAGAGAAAUUGCAAUCAAGCAACUAACAGAAAGUGGAGUUAUUCCAUAUUUCAAGGCACAAGAAUGAGCUAAGUUAGAACUAAA
Macrobrachium nipponense is the source of this 2060-nucleotide messenger RNA. RefSeq names its product single-strand selective monofunctional uracil DNA glycosylase-like (gene Smug). Gene Ontology annotation, biological process: base-excision repair. The transcript has 6 exons. Gene Ontology annotation, molecular function: single-strand selective uracil DNA N-glycosylase activity; oxidized pyrimidine nucleobase lesion DNA N-glycosylase activity. The record is from RefSeq and is a predicted model, not a curated record. Lineage: Eukaryota; Metazoa; Arthropoda; Malacostraca; Decapoda; Palaemonidae. The coding region runs from base 1201 to 2043 and encodes 280 amino acids.